AUGCUUCUUCAUCCAACAAUUUUUGUAGUCUUCAUGAUUUUCAGGUACCAUUUUUUUCCAACCGAAAUUGCGUUCCAGAAAAAAAAAUUUUAGCCAAAUCCUGGCGAAAUCUGCGAAUGAGAAAUUGCAAGCUUGUUGUGCUCAUGAUCCUGGAAUUGAUAGACAUUGUGCUCAGAAAUAUUGCAAUUUUGUUAAUAUUAAUCAAUUUCAGGUGGGAAUCUAGAUGAAAAUUGAAAUGAUUUUUGAAAUUUCUAGAUUUUCCCAUUUAUUGCUGAAUGUAAGGAUAAAGGAAAUACGAUUUCGAAGAUUUGGGAUUGUAUAAGUUCAAAGCAUAAUCAUGUGAAAUGCUGUGAAAAUCAGGUAAAACUGAGACACGUGGUCAAGUGGUUAAGAUCGAGGAGUUCCAUUCAAGAGACCAGGGUUCGAAGCCACUUGGGAGCUUCUGGCAAAGUUACCUGAUGUUCUUUUUUCUUACCCAAAUCUAACAUUUUUUGCUGAAAACUUUCUCAAGGUCGUUGUACUUUGAUCUACGCUUUUCGUCAAACGUCAUUAAACCAAACUACUUUUUCUUCUCCUUUUUUCGGACAAUAACCAAUCAGAAAUAAAAUCAGAUGUAACAAUUUUACACAUUUCUUCUUUCUUUAUAUUUUUCUUUCAGUUGAAACCAAAAGAUGACUAAUUUCCCCGACUUUCACUAACUUUCAAGCUCCGCCCAUUUUUCAAAUGUUUUCAGGGAGUUCUUCCACUUUGCCGCGAAUUCUGUGAUGCUACAAAAGCGGUGCCAACCGAUAUUUUGAAAUAUGGUUUUUGUACGGCUGAAUUUGAUAAAUAUCGAAUGUGUUUUAGAACUUAUUUGAAACACAAUAAUGCUAUUCGACAAUAA
This is a messenger RNA of Caenorhabditis angaria, 883 nucleotides long. The record is from the annotation of a GenBank genome assembly. Lineage: Eukaryota; Metazoa; Nematoda; Chromadorea; Rhabditida; Rhabditidae.